AAUGGCAGACGAAAAGGAAAAGUCGGGAGUCUGACGUUCAUUUUUGUGUUUAGUAUUUUUUACCUGCACAGACCAUUUUUGUAACGGAUUGUGUUGAUAUAUUAAAGAAUCAUGGAACCACAAAACAUUUCUGAAGAUUCCGGGGAAAAGAUUCUGGUGAAAACAGAACCUCAGGAAGACAUGAAGGACUAUGCAGAAGACACAAUGAAUGAGCUGCUUGCUAUCUACGGAUAUGAGAAAGUGGAUGAAGGGAUGACAAGAGAGCUGCACUUAAAUCAUUUCAAGGAAGAUGAAGCCCAGGAGAGAGAAACAAAAUCGGAGACCCCCGAUGAUGUCAUCAGUAUCAAGCAAGAGGCGGACGACGGCUUAAAUGACAUUAAGCCUCCCCCUGGGUGUAGUAACAACCAGUACAGUGGACCCAACUCACCCACUUUGGACGACCAUAGUAACAACUCUGGCACGGCUGUAAGCACAUCCUGGGAAUGCAGUGAUGGAGAAAAUACAGCAUCGGAAUUUGAGAUUGUUUGCGCAUGGUGUCAACAUUUUGGCUUUAAACGUUACACGCUCAACACUGCCACCGAAUCCAAAGCUUUCUGUAGCGAGAAAUGCUUUGCCGCCUGUCGCAGGGCCUACUUCAAACGGAGUAAAAUGUGCUACUGGUGUCGCCACAUCCGCCACACAAAAGAGUACAUCGAUUUUCAAGACGGGGAGCGAAAGCUCCAGUUUUGCAGCGAGAAGUGUCUGAACCAGUACAAGAUGGACGCCUUCUGUCAUGAGACUCAUGUGUUGGGGUCUUCGUCCAUGGAGUCCAGCUCUGGGGCUGACCCAGGCGGUAGUGAGCAGGGUGGUGCGGCGGCAGGGAACAGCUCAGAUGAGAUUGAGAGAGGAGCUGAACGAGGUGAAGGGAAUAUGCUGCUGAGUGUGGCAGUAGACAGCAGUCCACAAUCACACUCUCUCGGAAACGGACUUCAACCCGCUGCUGCAGGAUCGGAGAAGCAGCUGCCCAUGGCUUUUAUCCAAACUACCAAAUCAAAACAGCAUUCUAACCGAACUAUAAUCGGGGUGCAACAUGUUGCUAUAGCUCCAAAGGUUACAUCAGCCAGUCCACGCCAGAAAGGUGGCACUCUGACAGCAACCUCACCAAAUGCUUUUUCCAGCAGGGUGUCCCCGUCCAACCCCCCAGCAGGGCAGGUGUAUGGACUACAAACUAUGUUUCAACCAGGGGUUGGAAAUUCACAACUUGUUGCCCGCCCACCGGUAGUGGUCAGGGGCACACACUGGCCUCCGGUGGUGAGACAAGUUCCAGGGUACGCCAUUCCGCGCCAGCAGCACCCAGUGUCCCAGGUACCACAACUUGGCCUUCCAGUCACCUCGCCCUCAUAUGUUAAGCCCUCAGCUUCAACAACUUCAUCAUCAGUAUUUCCUCAGAAACUCCCUGACCUGAACUCAUAUGAAAGCUCCCAGCCCCCAAGAGCUAGCUCGAGUCACCUUCUGCCACCUGUAACAGUUAUGGUACCUCAACCCAUUUUUAUUCCUGUACCUUUUCCCAUACCUAUACCGAUCCCAGUGCCAGUAGACAAAUUUCAUGCCAUGAGAGCCGCCAUGGCUGCUGGUAGACGUAGCCCAAAUAAGGCAAACUCAAGCACGUGCACCUCUCCAGGUUUUGAAGAAAAUACAGCAAGCAGUUCAUCAACUCAAACUCCAGGGGUUACGUCCAGCAGCCUAGACUUUAGUAGAUAUCCUCAUACACUAUUUAAUGAAUCGUUACUGCAUAAACAAGCUGAACCCAAUCUGCUGAGCACUACCACGGGGAGUAAACAUUUCCAAGGACUUUUGCAACAAGGGGAUUCAAUGAACUACGCCAGGACAAAUGAACCAUCCAGCUAUACCGACCGACGACAUAAGGCCUGGCAGCCCUUAUUUAAGUACAAGAUGCUGCAGCGUAGUGCCAGCAUGGACCUAAGCCUUGCCAGGCCGUCAGAAGAAUCCACUUCCAAAUCAGUUCACAGAGUCCCCAGGAUGGAGAGAGAUCCAGACUGCCACAGUCAAAGCAGCAACAACAUCAGUACCCACCGAGAAAGCAGCUUGAGAUCCGAUGAGCAUACACAUCUCAGCGGCGAGUCUUCCGCCAAGGUACGUGAAGCCCUGCGCUGCCACUUAACGAAACGCCUCUCACAGUCAGCUCUGAACCUCACGGAGGUCGGGAGAGCUCCAAGCCUCCAGGAUGAUCUGCGCCGCUGCCAAAGCCUGAGCAGGCUUCGGUACACAGAGCCAAAUCACAUGGAUAAGCUUCCGGAGUUGACCGAUGGUUACUCCUCGCCCAGCUACUGUUCCUCCACCUCCUCCAACACUCAGAGAAGCUGUAGGAAUCAGGCCGGGAAAGAGGAAGGGUAUGAGGACGAGCAGCCUUCACCUCAAACAGGCGAGUCGCAUGCUCUGGUCAUUGAGUCUGAGGACGAAGACUCAAAGGAACCGGAGAGCAAACGGCAGUGUUUAAAUCAUAUCUGAUUAAACGCAGCCUUUGGGUAACAAAAUGUAGGAAGUUUAUUACAGCACCACAGUUUAAUUCCAGAAUAAACUACAAGGUUUCUGACCAGGGCCCAAAUAGAGCUGAUUAAGCACAAAAUUCUGCUUAAAGCAAAAUAAUCCAUGCUUAGUAAAAUCAGAUUACCGGCCAAGACUCCACUAAAUGCUAAGUACACAAUAGCUCAAUACCAGUCACAAGCAACGUACAUGUAUAUUGGCAUGAAAUUUUGGCCAGUAACAUGUGUAAAAUAUGCAACCUAUUUUCGUGCUUCGCCAAAUUUUUUGCUUAAGCAGCUCUAUGAAAUUUUGCCCCUGGUAUGCUAGUUAUAAAGCCCACCUCUUACCCUGUUCUGCCUAUCUUGCCUAUUGCCAAGUUCACAACCUUGUUUUUAAACUACCCCUGGUUGAAGCUUACAAGUGAUAUUGAAAAUCUAACUUUUAUUCAAAGGAACCAAGUGCAUUUAAAUUUUGUUACUUUAUCCCAUCUUCAGUGGCAGCUUGUAAAGUAGUAGACAUUUUAUUUUCUAAAGGAGGAAAUGAGCUUUGGUAGAAAUCUUAAACCCUAACUGCCCCAAAUUCUCCAAAUCUGUUUUUUCUUUCUCAGAUUGGUGUUGAUUUGGAUGAGUUUUAAUGUGUAGCAAUGCACACAGCCAUACUUACCAUGCUGGCCAUGGGGCCAAGCAUGCCUGCUGUCGAUUUCACAAAGAGUUAGGACUCGUCUUAUCUCGAGUUAGGACGAGUAA
Messenger RNA from Asterias rubens (European starfish), 3269 nucleotides. RefSeq names its product sine oculis-binding protein homolog. The transcript has 4 exons. Gene Ontology annotation, cellular component: nucleus. The record is from RefSeq and is a predicted model, not a curated record. Gene Ontology annotation, biological process: animal organ development. Bases 112 to 2508 code for a protein of 798 amino acids. Lineage: Eukaryota; Metazoa; Echinodermata; Asteroidea; Forcipulatida; Asteriidae.